GGAGGACGAAGCCGACGCAGCCGACUUCUCCUCACCUGGCAUUCUGAUAUUUCAGCUUCAGCAGAAACAACAUACCUGGAGGAGAAACAACAGGCAGAAUGCUAGAGUCACUCGUUUUCACGUUGUCUAUGGCGUUGUCGAUUGAAUUGCCGGUUGCAAUGGCUGUCCAGUCUGUUGACUUCAAUGUUACAAACGCCCUCAUCCAACAUGGGUUCGACACUUCGGCGAUCCCCGCCCUGACGACUCUCGCCGACCAGAGCUCGGUCUCUGGCUGCAGUAUUGCUUGCCACUCUCUGCAAUACGUUUACGGACAAGACGCUGUGGACUUGAACGGUGAAGCCGCAUACAGCAACUUCACCGGGUCCUUCUGGUCAGAGCUGCAAACAGAAGUCAGCCCUUUUUGCAUCUUCUACCCCUCUUCGCCGCCGGAGGUCUCGGUGCUCGUCCUGCUGUCGAGACUGGCGCAGUGUCCGUUUGCUGUCAAGAGUGGCGGGCAUGCCGCCUUCUCUGGAGCCAGCAACAUCGAGGGUGGCAUCACCGUCUCGUUCAGGAACCUCAGCCGCAUCGCCUUGUCGGAGGACCACAAGACCGCGUUCAUCCAACCUGGCAAUACCUGGCACCAAAUCUACACCGAGCUCCAGCCCUAUGAUCUGACGGUCAUCGGAGGCCGUGCCGGACCCAUCGGCAUCGGGGGCUUGACCACCGGCGGGGGUGUCUCCUUUUUCUCCAACAUCUAUGGGUUCGCGUGUGACAAUGUGGCUAGCUACCAAGUUGUGACCGCCACUGGUGAGAUAGUGACUGCAAGCUCGAGUCAGAACUCGGAUUUGUAUUGGGCACUUCGGGGCGGUGGCAACAACUUUGGGAUCGUGGUGGACUUCGAGCUCGAGACAAUCCCCCUCCCCGGAGGAGAGAUGUGGGGAGGCACAAAAGUGUUCAUGGAGGACCAAUUCCCGGGUGUUGUCGACGCGUUCGUGGACCUUAUCGACGAGUCACCCAGCGAUCCCGAUGCUGGGACCUGGGCGGCUUUCGUGGUCGAGUCCGGACUCAAGCUCGCCGGCGUCGAGCUUUGGUACGGCAAGCCUGACGGGUCAAAUGCCUCGAUCUUUGACAAAUUCAACAACCUCACUACGAUAUCUGACACCACCCAGAGCAGGACCCAUGCAGACUAUGCUGCAGAUGUGGGAGGGAGAAACCCAUACGGAUUUCGUAAUUAUUUUUACGUCAUUUCCGUGAAGGCAUCAAACGCUGUAAUACAGGCGUCUCUCGAUAUAUUUUUUGAAGGAGUUGAUUCGGUGGCGGAUGUCGCUGGUGCACAUCCCGCAAUGGUGUGGCAGGGAAUCACAGAGGGCGUGCUCGAACUCACCAAGAAGAACGGGGGAAACCCGCUCGGCCUCUCAGUGGAAGACGGACCGUAUUACAUUAUUCAAAUUGCAUCGUGGUGGGAGAAAGAAGAAGACGACGACAGGAUGUAUCAGAUGGCCUCUACAGUGCUCGAUAAGAUCAAGGCUGUUGCGGUAUCAGAGGGUGCCCAGAACGACUGGGUCUACAUGAACUACGGGAGCCAGUUCCAGGAUGUCAUCAGCAGCUACGGGACCGAGAACAAGGCUGCGCUCAAGAGUAUUGCGGCCAAGUACGACCCGGCCCAGGUAUUCCAGAAAUUGCAGCCUGGGUACUUCAAACUUGAUCGAGCACCCGUGCCCGGGACGAAUUACUUCUCCUUCUGAUGGGCCGCCGUCGGUGAGCGUCGAGACGGGGUCAUUUGAGGAUGAUAAUGAAGAUGGUUAGACAGAUGGAGACUUUAAUUCUUGUUUUAGCAAAGAUUUCUGUCAACCACAAGGGAUUUAGACAUGUACACGCAUAAUUAAACCAUUUUUAUGUGAGUGACUUCCCAAAAACGCGGAAUGUGUUACAACAAGACGGAUGGAUUUAAAUGCUCAGUUGCAGUCAUUCUCCUGAGAGAGCGACUACCGCGGUUGUGAAUUACUACCACCAUCAUGACCAGAUGUUACGUAGGUAUUUUAAGCCUCCCUGAUCUAUUCCAGAGCCAAGAACUAUGCUCUUCUAUUAAUAACUGGGCCCAGCUGGCAGUCCGCUGCAUGUUUCAGUCGCUGCCAGGAAUCUACUAGGUAUGGACUGAGUGUCCACACUUGACUGGCAGUACUUAGAUUAUUACGACCAGCACAAAAGGCUCGGCGUUGCACCCUUCUUUGGACAGCGCCACUCCUUGCAAGACUUGCAAGCGCUCUUCCGUAACCUACUGCCGCUCAUGCGGACUCAGUUGGCUCGUUGUCGGCCGAGGCAACUUGUAUCUCAGCAGAAGGAUCUUUCUUGCGCGCCAUCACCCACAUAAACUCGGCGUCAAAAUCCGGAUCAUCCUCCUCCAGCUUCCCGUCGCCAGCCUGCAGGACCUCCACCUGCAGCAGCUCAAACCCGACCUCGCCCAGCAGCGCCCGGUUCCCCUCCACAUCAAAGCUGCUCCAGAACAUGCCGUACCCCAGCAUCUCGCCGUGGAUCUCCUCCUCGUCGACCGUGGCGAGGUUGAAGACAAACACGCCCCCGGGCCUCAGCCAGCCGUGGAUCUUGGCGAGCAUUUCCUUCAGCGUUGACCGUGGGAGGUGGAAGAGCGUGUAGAAGCUGAUGGCGCCGUGGAAGCUCUCGGGCUCAAAAGUGAGCGCCGUCAUGUCGCCGGCGAUCAGCUUGGCGCCCGGGCAGCGGGCCCUGGCCAUUUCGAUCUGCCUUGUGGAGAUGUCAUUGGCGACCACCUGCGCGCCCUGGUCGAGGAGGAACUUCAGGAUGGGGACGCCGGGGCCGCAGCCCAGCUCCAGGAUCGAGGGCGACGGCUGCUGCAGCUUCUCGAGGAGCUGCCUGGUGUACCUUUCCCGCGGCGACUUUUGGCUUGUCACCCAUUGCAGGUACCACUCUGUGAUGUUGUCGUAGGCGUAUUCGACAAUGCCUGCCGGGGUGUCGGACAUUUUUGAGUCGUGCCCUAAUAAAACAAAGUUUUGGCUGCUAGAUUGAAGAUGCUUGUUGCUUGUUGCUUGCGUACACCACUGGGAUUACAGUUGAAUGCGCUCGAGUGCUGCCUGCCCAAUCUUGCCGGCCGCUGGGGGCCACUGGGGUCGACGCCCAAUUUGGGCAUAGCGCCUCUGAUACCCACCUGAGUGGGCGAAGCCGUGCGGGUUUUGGGCCCGUUGGUGGCAUCAACUUUGGAACACUGCGG
Messenger RNA from Diaporthe batatas, 3220 nucleotides. RefSeq lists its product as uncharacterized. Gene Ontology annotation, molecular function: FAD binding. The record is from RefSeq and is a predicted model, not a curated record. NCBI's taxonomy places the organism in Eukaryota, Fungi, Ascomycota, Sordariomycetes, Diaporthales, Diaporthaceae. Bases 99 to 1724 code for a protein of 541 amino acids. The transcript has 3 exons.